Messenger RNA from Nasonia vitripennis (jewel wasp), 3153 nucleotides. RefSeq names its product RING finger and CHY zinc finger domain-containing protein 1 (gene Rchy1). Bases 420 to 1406 code for a protein of 328 amino acids. Gene Ontology annotation, cellular component: nucleus. The record is from RefSeq and is a predicted model, not a curated record. The transcript has 4 exons. Gene Ontology annotation, biological process: protein ubiquitination; ubiquitin-dependent protein catabolic process. NCBI's taxonomy places the organism in Eukaryota, Metazoa, Arthropoda, Insecta, Hymenoptera, Pteromalidae. Gene Ontology annotation, molecular function: zinc ion binding; ubiquitin protein ligase activity.
UUCGCGGUAACCGUCGGCUGACGAGUCCCCCCCCCCCCUCUCUCUCUCUCUCUCUGGUGCAGCGCGCGCGCAAGAAUUCCUCCGCCCGCCAGAGCUCCGAUGCUCUCUGUGCCUCUGUUCGCCUCGUCGGCGUCGCGGUAGGUAUUCGCGACGGUAGUGCCCCUCCGCUCGCCGCGGGGGAACCUUGUGAUAUUUCUCGAGGAAGCUUUCCGUGCGCUGCUCCUCGUCCCUCGAAAUCAAUAGUCGACGCGACCAGACCAUAGUCCGUGCGCGUGGUUUUCUUCGAAGCUACAAGGCUACAACUCCCCUGCAGUGUGUAUGUGUGUUUUCGUAUACAACUCAUAAGUAUCCGUGCGUUGGAGAGGCUGAGAGCAUCGAAUAUACUUAGUGCGCGUGUACACAAGAAAAUAGAGGACAUCAUGGAGAAGGACGAAGACCUGGGGGACUUCAGCGGGAACGGCGGAACCAACGUAGAGCAGCCCGACAGCUGCAGCAAACCGAACGAGGUCGUCGAGAACACCUACGGCUGUGAACAUUAUAAGAGAAAGUCCAAAUUUGUGACACCCUGUUGCGACAAGGUAUACACUUGUCGCUUUUGCCACGAUGAGCAGGAGGCUCACACCGUAAAACGAAAAGAAGUCACAGAAUUAAUAUGUGUCUUGUGUGACACACGCCAACCAGUGCAAGCAACUUGCCAAAAGUGCCAUGUCCGCUUCGGCAAGUACACCUGCCUCGAAUGCAAUUUAUUUGAUGAUGAAGACAAGAACCAGUAUCAUUGUGACGGAUGUGGGAUAUGUAGGCUUGGUGGACGGGACAGAUUUUUUCACUGUGCUAAAUGCAAUAUGUGCUUACCCGUUGAGUUACAAAAUGGUCAUAAGUGUGUAGAAAAUGUCUCACAUGCCAAUUGUCCAGUAUGUCUGGAAGAUAUUCAUACCAGUCGUAUUCCAUGCCACAUUCCAAAUUGUGGGCACCUUCUGCACCGUACAUGUUUCGAAGAUCUUCUACAUUCAGGCCAUUAUGCUUGCCCAACUUGUCAAGUUUCCCUUCUUGACAUGUCCGAUUUAUGGCGAUUUUUGGAUAGCGAAGUGUCGAUAACACCAAUGCCACCGGAAUACAAAGAUUAUAAAGCUGAUAUCCUAUGCAAGGAUUGUCACGAGGUACUGUAUAGACACAUUUAUUUAAUGAAAGAAUUUUCCUUAGAAUUUGUAAAAAGAUUAACAAAAAUAAUGUUGAUUCAGGAAUCUACGGUAAAAUUUCAUGUCGUUGGACUGAAGUGUUUAAAUUGCGGGAGCUAUAAUACGUGUCGAAUCAAGGGUUCUCCAUGCCCAGACCCAGAAUCCCUCGACGUGGCUGCUAGUGGUAGUCGAACGGGCAACGAUGACCAGUCAGGAUCGCAAGCGCAGUAGCAAAAAGUUCGAAGACAUUGGACGACUGUAACGGUUCAUUCCUUAUGCAUCAUUCUAAGGCGUUUGUUUUUACGCAAAUAAAUCGGUAUUUUCCUCUAUGAGUAUUGAUAUUAUGCACCUGGGAGCAUCAAUUUUCAGUUGCAUAUAGGUACCGAGAUGUGUUCGUAAAUCAUGGAGACCGAUAUCGUCACCAACAAAGAAUUCAAAUACGAGAUUUUGUAUUAUUUUUUUUUUUUGUUUUGAUAAAUCUAGAAAAAAUUAGAGUGCACCUUAUUUUUAAAUUUUUGCGUGCGUAGCGUUAAAAUGCUUGGAGAAAAUUCUAAAUUUUUGCUCGGUAACGAAACGUCAAUUGAAAUUUUAUGAAAUCUCACUAUUUGAAAAAUUAUUGUAUUCUGAAAUGAACCUGUACUGACCACCGAAUGGUGCAUUGCAAUGUCUGCUCUUUUUUUUAAAUAUGGCAGUCUUGAAUAGUUUAAAUGUGAUUAUUGAAAUGAUGCAAACUAAGGCCUACAGUCUUGACGCGUAGUCAGUAUCCCUGAUUUUAAGCUAGACCAAUUUCACGAAACUUUAGUACAAUUUUGGAGAAAGUAUAUUUCUCAAAUUUACGUUUUAAAAAUAUACAAAUAUUAUUAUUUGGACUUGUUUCUUUAAGUUGAUCAUUAUACAUACAUCACAGGUUUCUAAAUCUAUUUAUAUAUCUUUUUGCAUAGAGGAAAGAAAUUGAAUAAGAAUUAUUUUUAGACUCUAUAUAACGACUCGUCUUAGUCUCAAGACUUGUAUGUACAAUCAUUGGUUUGAUAUAUUUUAGCUAUUAUCAGCACUUUUUUGCACUCAAAAUUUUUGAAGCCAGUAAGCAGUUUAUUGUUGAUUGGUUAAUGUCUUGUUUGAAAUUAAUAGUUAAAUUACAUAUAAUUUUCUUGUUUGUAUAGAACAUGAGAAUAGAUUUUGUAUGUUAUUAUAUCAUUUUUUACUUCUUACUGUAUACACACGAUUGCAUGAUAGGUUUAACGCGUUCAGUGCUAGCAGUACGAUUAUGCAAUAAAAAGCUACAAAAAGUAAUAAAAGAUAAGUUUUUCCAUAUAAUCAUGAUUGUCUCGAAGCGAACCUAAACUAAAUUUGUUACUGUAGCACUGUAUGCAUCGAGUGCGUUUAUUGGCAUUUCAUAUUUAUACUCACAUGCUAUAUAUAAAAUGUCCUUGGAUCCUGAUAUCGCUAAGCGACUAAGUAGUUGAAGUAUAGUUAUUCAAUAUACCUCGGAAGAAACAAAUAGCAUAUUAUCAAUUUACUUAAUGGUUUUCAUUCUGCAUUUUUUGCCAGUAAAAUAUCCUUUAUACGACUUUAAUUAUACAUCUUUAGAAACAUUCCGAUCAAUUCUCCAUGAGCUAUAUGAUUUAAACACAUAUAAAAGCAUAGAAUUAAGUUUUUAUUUGAAUAUUUGAUAUUCAUUAUUUCAUAUUAUAUUAUAUUAUCGCAUAAGAUUUAAGUAACGAGAGGGAAAACAACUCGAAGAAUAAGUUAUAAAAAAAAAGUUGGAAUCUGUUACAAAAAUAAUAAUUAAUAAAGACGAUUAUUUCAAAAUUUUAACUCCCUAAACCACGUACUACUAAGAGAUCUGUUAUUUAUCAAACCAAACAUAUACUUUAUGUAAAAACACGUUUCAAUUGUCUAGGAUCCGUGGCCUUCUGUUGUAAAUUCAAGAAUGUUGUUAAAUAUUUUUUUUUUUUAAUAUAUAAUUAAUACAUAAGAA